Thermothelomyces thermophilus ATCC 42464 is the source of this 7198-nucleotide messenger RNA. RefSeq lists its product as uncharacterized. The transcript is spliced from 4 exons. Gene Ontology annotation, molecular function: metal ion binding; acetyl-CoA carboxylase activity; ATP binding. The coding region runs from base 141 to 7007 and encodes 2288 amino acids. The record is from RefSeq and is a predicted model, not a curated record. Gene Ontology annotation, biological process: fatty acid biosynthetic process. Lineage: Eukaryota; Fungi; Ascomycota; Sordariomycetes; Sordariales; Chaetomiaceae.
GUUGUCGGCUAGUUUAAGUCGGGGAAACUGUCCGAACGCCCGAGUAUCACACCCACCCUCGUGGUACACACAAAGAGGUGGAACUCGACCACAACCACACUUCUCAUUCAAGUUCUUGUCAAUCUGCACCAGGCGCAGUAAUGGCGGAAACCAACGGUCAAGGGAGCGGCGUCAACGCUCCCCAUACUAACGGCAGGGCAACGUACGCCGAACAGUAUAAUCUGCCCUCCCACUUCAUCGGUGGGAAUACACUUGAAAAUGCCCCCCCGUCGAAAGUCAAAGACUUCGUAGCUAGCCACGGUGGUCACACGGUCAUUACCAAUGUAUUGAUUGCCAACAACGGCAUCGCCGCCGUCAAGGAGAUCCGGUCGGUACGGAAAUGGGCAUACGAGACGUUUGGCGACGAACGGGCCAUCAAGUUCACAGUGAUGGCCACCCCAGAAGAUCUUCAAGCAAACGCCGAUUAUAUCCGCAUGGCAGACCACUAUGUCGAGGUUCCUGGCGGCACAAAUAACCACAACUAUGCCAACGUCGAGUUAAUCGUCGACGUUGCGGAACGAAUGGAUGUCCAUGCCGUUUGGGCAGGAUGGGGCCACGCUUCCGAGAACCCAAAACUUCCCGAAUCUCUUGCAGCAUCACCCAAGAAGAUUGUUUUCAUUGGGCCCCCUGGCUCUGCAAUGCGAUCUCUUGGUGACAAGAUUUCUUCGACCAUUGUCGCACAACACGCCGAUGUGCCAUGCAUUCCCUGGUCUGGCUCGGGUGUCAAUGAGGUUCACAUUGACGAGAAGGGCAUUGUGACAGUUCCCGACGAGGUCUACCGCAGGGGUUGCGUGUCUUCGUGGCAAGAAGGUCUGGAGAAGGCCAGAGAGAUCGGCUUUCCCGUUAUGAUCAAGGCUUCGGAAGGCGGUGGUGGCAAGGGUAUCCGGAAAGUGAUGGACGAAGAGAAGUUUGAAGAGCUCUACAAGGCAGCAGCCAGUGAAAUUCCUGGCUCGCCCAUCUUCAUCAUGAAGUUGGCGGACAGUGCCAGGCACUUGGAAGUACAGCUGCUCGCGGAUCAAUACGGCAACAACAUUUCCCUGUUCGGACGAGACUGUUCGGUGCAGCGGAGACACCAGAAGAUCAUCGAGGAGGCGCCCGUCACGAUUGCCAAGCCCGCUACCUUCAAAGCCAUGGAGGAGGCCGCCGUCCGUCUCGGCAAACUCGUCGGCUACGUUUCCGCUGGCACUGUCGAGUAUCUCUACUCGCAUGCCGAUGACAAGUUCUACUUCUUGGAACUCAACCCCCGGUUGCAAGUCGAGCAUCCAACCACGGAAAUGGUCAGCGGCGUCAACCUGCCGGCUGCCCAGCUCCAGAUCGCCAUGGGACUGCCCUUACACCGCAUCCGGGACAUUAGACUUCUGUACGGCGUGGACCCCAAGACGUCGACGGAGAUCGACUUUGAGUUCAAGAACCCGGAGAGUGAAAAGACGCAGAGGCGUCCAACACCCAAGGGCCACACCACUGCUUGCCGUAUCACUUCUGAAGACCCGGGCGAGGGCUUCAAGCCGUCAAACGGCGUGCUCCAUGACUUGAACUUCCGUUCAAGCUCCAACGUGUGGGGUUAUUUCUCGGUCGGCUCGGCUGGUGGAAUCCACAGCUACUCGGACUCUCAGUUUGGGCAUAUUUUCGCCUAUGGCGAGAACCGCGCUGCCUCGCGGAAGCACAUGGUUGUCGCCUUGAAGGAGCUCAGUAUCCGUGGCGAUUUCCGGACUACGGUUGAGUAUCUGAUCAAGCUGCUCGAGACGGACGCCUUUGAGCAAAACACCAUCACAACCGGCUGGCUCGAUGAGCUGAUUUCCAAGAAGCUCACCGCCGAGAGGCCCGACCCCAUGCUCGCAGUUGUCUGCGGUGCUGUUACGAAAGCACACAUCGCAAGCGAGGCAUGCCUCGCUGAGUACCGCGCCGGUCUCGAAAAGGGGCAGGUCCCCGCCAAGGAUAUUCUCAAAACAGUUUUCCCCGUUGAUUUCAUCUAUGAGGGCUCCCGGUAUAAGUUCACCGUCACACGCUCGAGCUCUGACAGCUACCGUCUCUUCAUCAACGGGUCCAAGUGCACCGUCGGCGUGCGUGCCCUCAGUGAUGGCGGCCUCCUCAUUCUCCUGAGUGGUCACAGUCACAACGUCUACUGGAAAGAGGAAGCGGCUGCCACACGCUUAUCCGUCGACGGCAAGACGUGCCUGCUCGAGCAGGAGAACGACCCAACCCAGCUACGGUCCCCGUCGCCUGGUAAGCUGGUCAAGUACACGGUCGAAAACGGCGCCCAUGUCCGGUCCGGUCAAACCUUCGCUGAGGUGGAGGUUAUGAAGAUGUACAUGCCCCUUGUUGCUCAAGAGGACGGCAUCGUGCAGUUUAUCAAGCAGCCCGGCGUGACUCUCGAGGCCGGUGACAUUCUCGGCAUUCUUGCUCUUGACGACCCAAGUCGGGUCAAGCAGGCCCAGCCUUUCAUGGGCCAGCUUCCGGACUACGGCACUCCAGUCGUGGUUGGCAACAAGCCCUCACAGCGAUUCUCUCUCCAGUACAGCACGCUCAGGAAUAUCCUGUUGGGCUAUGACAACCAGAUCGUCAUGCAGGACUCUUUGAGAGAGUUAAUCGCAGUCCUUCGCGACCCGCAGUUGCCGUACAGCGAGUUUGCGGCUCAAUUCUCGGCACUCCAUGCCCGCAUGCCCAACAAACUUGAGGCCCAGUUCACACAAGUUUUGGAGCGUGCUACGCAAAGGCACGCCGAGUUCCCUGCGCGGAAUCUCAUCAAGGCACUCCAAAAGUUCCUUGACGAGAACAUCCAGUCACAGGCCGACGCCGAGCUGCUUAGAUCCACCCUGGCGCCACUCACAGCAAUUCUUGAAAGUUACGCGGACGGUCAGAAAGUUCGCGAACUCAACGUCAUUGCAGAUUUGCUGUCCCAGUACGCAGAUGUGGAGCGUCUGUUCUCUGGUCGCCGGUUGCAGGAUGAGGAGGUCAUCUUGAAACUUCGGGAUCAGCACAAGGACGACAUUCAGAAGGUUGUUCAGACCGUCCUCUCCCAUAGCAGAGUCGCCGCGAAAAACUCGUUGGUUCUGGCCAUUCUCGAAGAGUAUCGCCCGAACAAGCCCAAUGUCGGCAAUGUCGCAAAGACUCUCCGGCCUGUCCUGCGGAAGCUGGCUGAGCUUGAGUCUCGUCAAACAGCCAAAGUCUCGCUCAAGGCACGCGAGAUUCUCAUUCAGUGCGCUCUGCCGUCGCUCGAGGAAAGGACCGCCCAAAUGGAGCAUAUUCUUCGCUCCUCUGUUGUGGAGUCCCGGUACGGUGAGACCGGUUGGGAUCACCGCCAACCUAAUCUGGAGAUCAUCAAAGAAGUUGUCGACUCCAAGUAUACCGUGUUCGACGUGCUUACGCUUUUCUUCGCCCACGAGGAUGCCUGGGUGUCUCUGGCUGCACUAGAGACAUAUGUUCGUCGGGCUUAUCGUGCGUAUGUUCUCAAGAAAAUCGAGUACCAUACCGACGACGACAAGACGCCUUCUUUCGUCUCCUGGGACUUUGCUCUUCGCAAGAUUGGCCAGUCGGAAUUCGGGUUGCCGAUACAGUCGGCCGCUCCGUCAACUCCUGCGACGCCGAUCGACCAGAACUUCUCCCGGAUCAGCUCCAUCAGCGACAUGUCGUACCUGUCGCAGAGGGCACAGGAAGAACCGGUUCGGAAGGGCGUGAUCAUCGCUUGCAAGUAUCUCGACGACGCCGAAGAUCAGCUUUCGAGGGCUCUCAGCACUAUUCCGAUGGCGGGUGGACGCAAGAAGAGUCCAAACCCUCUGCUCGAGCUCAGCGACAAGCGUCGACCGGGACCGCCUGCACGCCUCGACAGCACGGAUGAGCUCUCUGCUGUGGUCAAUGUUGGAAUUCAGGAUGCCGAAGGCCGCAGCGACGACGAGACCUUGAAGGAUAUUCUGCCUCUGAUCCAACAGUUCAAGGAAGAGCUCUUGGCCCGCCGUGUUCGCCGCGUCACCUUCAUCUGCGGCCGGAAGGACGGUUCCUACCCCGGCUAUUACACCUUCAGGGGUCCUAGCUACGUCGAAGACGACAGCAUUCGUCACAUCGAGCCGUCUCUCGCCUUCCAGCUUGAACUCGCCCGCCUGUCAAAGUUCAAGAUCAAGCCGGUGUUCACCGAGAACAAGAACAUCCACGUCUACGAGGGUAUCGGCAAGGACGUUGAGACUGACCGGCGAUUCUUUACCCGUGCCGUCAUUCGACCAGGCAGACUGCGUGACGAGAUCCCCACUGCUGAGUACCUGAUCUCGGAGGCGGAUCGUGUUAUCAACGACAUCUUCGACGCACUCGAGAUCAUUGGCACGAGUAACUCGGAUCUCAACCAUAUGUUCCUCAACUUCAGCCCCAUCUUCCAACUGCAACCCAAGGAGGUCGAGGAGUCGCUGCAGGGCUUCCUGGACCGGUUUGGUCCCCGUGGAUGGCGCCUGCGCGUCGCGCAGGUUGAGAUUCGCAUCAUCUGCACGGAUCCAGUCACCAACACCCCGUAUCCCCUGCGUGUCAUCAUCACCAACACCUCAGGAUACGUCAUCCAAGUAGAGAUGUACGCGGAGCGUAAAUCUGAGAAGGGCGAGUGGGUGUUUCACUCUAUUGGCGGUACCACUAAGAUUGGCUCGAUGCACUUGCUCCCGGUCUCGACGCCCUACCCGACCAAGAACUGGUUGCAACCCAAGCGUUACAAGGCUCACCUCAUGGGAACCCAAUACGUCUACGAUUUCCCGGAACUCUUCCGCCAGGCAAUUCAGAACAGCUGGACAAAUGCGGUCAAGGCGAAUCCUGCGUUGGCGCCAAAUCAACCCCCCACUGGUGAAUGCAUCGACUUCAACGAGCUCGUCUUGGACGAUCAGGACAACUUGGCCGAGGUGUCCCGCGAGCCUGGUACUAACACUUGCGGUAUGGUCGGCUGGUUGAUCAACGCUCGUACGCCCGAAUAUCCCGCGGGACGUAAGUUCAUUGUUGUGGCCAACGACAUCACCUACAACAUUGGCUCCUUCGGUCCCAAGGAGGACAAUUUCUUCUUCAAGUGCACCGAGUUGGCUCGCAAGCUGGGCAUCCCCCGAAUUUACCUGUCGGCAAACUCUGGUGCCCGCCUUGGUCUCGCCAACGAGUUGAUGCCUCAUUUUCACGUCGCUUGGAAUGAUCCCGAGAAGCCCGAAGCCGGGUUCAAGUAUCUCUACCUCAAGGAUGAAGCCAAGCAUAGGUUUGAGAAUGAGGUCAUCACAGAAGAAGUCACAGAAGACGGUGAGAAGCGGCACAAAAUCGUCACUAUCGUCGGCGCUGAGGAUGGGUUGGGCGUCGAAUGCUUGCGCGGGUCGGGUUUGAUUGCGGGUGCCACAAGCAGGGCUUAUAAUGACAUCUUCACCUGCACGCUCGUGACCUGCCGCUCUGUCGGUAUCGGUGCGUACCUCGUACGUCUCGGCCAACGUGCUGUGCAGAUCGAGGGCCAACCCAUCAUACUCACUGGUGCUCCCGCGCUCAACAAUCUGCUCGGACGUGAGGUCUACACUUCCAACCUGCAGCUUGGCGGCACCCAAAUCAUGUAUCGAAACGGUGUCUCUCAUCUGACAGCCAAUGACGAUUUCGCCGGCGUCUCCAAGAUCGUUGAAUGGAUGUCAUUUGUCCCGGAGAAGCGAAAUGCCCCGGUGCCGAUCCUCCCUGGCGUCGAUCACUGGGACCGAGACGUCGUCUACACGCCGCCUCAGAAGCAGCCUUACGAUGUAAGGUGGAUGAUUGCUGGCAAGCAGGACGAGGAUGGCUUCCAACCUGGCCUGUUUGACAAAGAUUCAUUCGUCGAAACGCUUGGCGGCUGGGCCCGCACUGUUGUGGUUGGCCGUGCCCGUCUCGGUGGUAUCCCUAUGGGCGUCAUCGGCGUCGAGACCCGAUCUGUCGACAACAUCACCCCCGCCGACCCUGCCAAUCCCGACUCGAUUGAGCAGCUCACGAUCGAGGCCGGUGGUGUCUGGUACCCCAACUCCGCGUUCAAGACGGCUCAAGCCAUCAACGACUUCAACCACGGUGAGCAGCUGCCGCUCAUGAUUCUUGCCAACUGGCGCGGUUUCUCGGGUGGCCAGCGUGACAUGUACAACGAGGUUCUCAAGUAUGGCUCCUUCAUUGUUGAUGCCUUGGUCAAGUUUGAGCAACCCGUCUUCAUCUACAUUCCGCCCUUCGGUGAGCUUCGCGGUGGCUCGUGGGUCGUCGUAGAUCCAACCAUCAACCCCACCUUUAUGGAGAUGUAUGCGGACGUGGAAGCCCGCGGUGGUGUUCUGGAGCCCGAGGGUAUCAUUGGCAUCAAGUACCGAAAGGAUAAGCAGCUCGAAACGAUGGCCCGCCUUGAUCCACUCUACUCCAGUCUCAAGAAGCAGAUGGCCAAGGAGGGUCUAUCCAAGGAGGAGACGGACAAUCUCAAGAAGCAGAUGACGGAGCGUGAACAGCAGCUCCUGCCCGUCUACGCCCAGAUCAGCCUGCAAUAUGCCGACCUGCACGACCGCGCCGGACGCAUGAAGGCGAAGGGUGUUAUCCGGGAAGUGCUGGAGUGGCGCAAUGCCCGACGCUUCUUCUACUGGCGCGUGCGCAGAAGACUUAAUGAGGAAUAUAUUCUCCGGCGCAUCAAGAACCUCACCUUGGGCAUCCACAGCAAGGGCGGUGCCACGUACUCUUCGGCAUCAACCGAGACAGCGCGCGAUCGUCACCUCGCCAUGCUGCAGGCGUGGAGCGGAAUUCCCGACUUUGCGAACAAUGACAGAGAGGUGGCGGAGUGGUAUGAGAAGAACCGAAAACUGGUACACGACAAGGUUGAUGCGCUUAGGAGCGAGGCGAUCGCGGCCGAGAUGCGGGAUCUCGUGCGCGCCGGCAGCAACAACGAGGCUACCGAGAGCGCUGCUUGGAGGGGCGUGCGCGACAUGCUACGCGUGAUGCCCGUAGAGGAGAGGGACAGGAUUCUCGACUAUUUGAAGCAGGUUUAAGCGAGAUCGGUGUAUACAGCGGAUUGUUAGAGCGAGUGAUCAGUGAUGGCUGGUGGGCUGUUUGUUUGAUGAAAGAUAUGGGUUACGUAUGUGAUCAGCGAGUAUUUAUUGUUCCUUCUCAUUUCGUUGCUUGUCUGUCUUUGAGUGAACAUCCAGCGAUGGCUCCUGAUUAGCAUUGAGCUGAGUGGUGA